UGAAAGUGCGUAACAUUUAGUGGGUGGGGGCAUUGUGCGAGAAAGAGAAGAAAGAAGGAGGGAGAGAAAUUGUCCGUCUUGCGAGCCGUCAUGGCUGAAUCAUCGUGAGAGAUUCUUGUAGAAGUACAAUAACAAAUGACAUUGUGAUUAAAAAUUAGUAGGCGCGAAAGUAUAGUGCAUGGAACGUACGUUUAAGUCGAGGCGCUGAUCUCGAUGCCGAGACAUCGAACGAUGAACGGGUUAAGUUUUAGUGAAUUGUGUUGCUUGUUUUGCUGUCCACCUUGCCCGUCCAGAAUCGCUGCAAAAUUAGCGUUUCUACCGCCCGAGCCAACGUACACGUUCGUCGAGGAUGAAGGCUCCAAGUUUACAAUUUCCUUGUCUGACAGGGCAGAGUGGCAAUUCUCGGACAGGGAGAAAGACGCGGUGGAAGGUUUCUAUGCAAGAACGUCACGAGGAAACCGAAUAGCCUGUGUGUUUGUACGGUGCACGGCUACCGCACGUUUUACCAUUUUAUUUUCUCACGGGAACGCUGCCGAUCUUGGACAGAUGUCUAGUUUUUACUUGGGACUUGGCUCGAGAAUCAAUUGUAACGUAUUCAGCUACGAUUAUUCGGGUUACGGUGUUUCUAGUGGAAAACCGUCGGAAAAAAACCUUUACGCGGAUAUAGACGCUGCGUGGCAUGCUCUGAGAACACGGUACGGUAUUAAUCCGGAUAACAUUAUUCUAUACGGUCAAAGCAUCGGAACUGUACCCACGGUCGAUUUGGCCGCACGAUACGAGGUUGGUGCAGUUGUACUGCAUUCACCUUUGAUGUCGGGAAUGCGAGUAGCGUUUCCCAAAACCAAAAGAACAUGGUUCUUUGACGCCUUCCCCAGUAUAGAUAAAGUACCCAAAGUUACUUCUCCAGUCUUGGUCAUUCAUGGAACUGAAGAUGAAGUAAUAAAUUUCAGUCAUGGUUUAGCAAUUUACGAAAGGUGUCCAAGAGCAGUGGAACCACUAUGGGUCGAGGGUGCUGGCCACAAUAACGUGGAGUUAUUCGAUCAAUAUUUGGAACGACUGAAACAAUUUGUAAACGUGGAAUUGGUAAACUGACGGCGACUAAGCCUCUCCCAGAGUCAGGGGGGGCAGGGAGGAGAGCAUACACAUGUGAGCAGUCAAGGGCGCACCACUUCCAAUAAUUCAAAUACGAUUAGCUCCAUUUCAACAAGCUCACAGACUGAAAAGCUUGUCUAGCAGUCGCCUCCCACAGGGGAGAAGGCACCUGUCCUCCCCUGUGACGAAGAAUCAUCGUUUGCCUCUAUUUUUGAUGUAUUCUUCCUUGAUCAACAGACAGUUAGUAACCAGGAAAUUCACCAUAAAGAUUCUUUAAAGGACACAUGUU
Messenger RNA from Hylaeus volcanicus, 1381 nucleotides. Its product is annotated as alpha/beta hydrolase domain-containing protein 17B. Gene Ontology annotation, molecular function: palmitoyl-(protein) hydrolase activity. The record is from RefSeq and is a predicted model, not a curated record. Lineage: Eukaryota; Metazoa; Arthropoda; Insecta; Hymenoptera; Colletidae. Gene Ontology annotation, biological process: protein depalmitoylation. Bases 214 to 1092 code for a protein of 292 amino acids. The transcript has 3 exons. Gene Ontology annotation, cellular component: endosome membrane; plasma membrane.